Messenger RNA from Cercospora beticola, 2079 nucleotides. RefSeq lists its product as uncharacterized. The record is from RefSeq and is a predicted model, not a curated record. NCBI's taxonomy places the organism in Eukaryota, Fungi, Ascomycota, Dothideomycetes, Mycosphaerellales, Mycosphaerellaceae.
GCUGGCUCCGUCGUAAAAGAGAAGGUUUGAUCCCCGCCUAUCAUUUGCGGAGAAAUGGUACGUUCUGGCCACGCCCGUCGGUAGCUUCAGAGCAACGCACGCGGCGGAACAUGCCAUUGAGACGAUCAGCCACACCGAGCACGAUGAUCCAGGCAAAUUAACUCUUGUUUGUGUUCUCUUUCCUUCUUGACUUGACUACAUCGGAGGAUGGCAUUGUUGUUUGCCUUUGACAACACCAGCUCACGGAUAUGGAUCCGAGGGAUUUCAAGGACGCGACGGCGCUGCUGCCACCACGCGUGCGGACGCGAAGGUUCUGGGUGAUUACGAUUUCCACGCUGAUCUUCCUGAGCAUCAUUUACGCGCCUUACAUCUUCGGCAGCAGAGGUGCAGAUACGAUCCAUUUCGAGGCGUUCAAGGCGACUCUGGGAGGAACGGACAGCCCACCACUUGCAGGACCUGCGGGAGCUGUGCAGCCUGGGAAUCCAGUUCCUGCGCAACAAGUCGCGGGCGGCAUUUUGUUGCCUACACAGAACAAUGCGCCGCCGGUUCACGACAUCGAUGAAGGGCCGGGAGUGGACAUGUACGGGCGGCGGACACCACAUUAUCGCAAGAUCUACUCGAUGACCUCGCCAGAGAAGAAGUAUUGGCUUGUCUGGUUGGGAGGUGAGGCAGGAUACAAUCCCAAUUUGCUACCGCAUCCCACGGAGCCUGAUCGAUGGGUCGUGCUGGCGCAACACGAGAGAUCGGACGAGAUGACGGCGGAGCAUCAGGAGUUGGUCUGCACUGCUGGCUUCUUCAUGGACAAACUGGUCUGCUCUGAGGCACCGACCGUGAUGCAGGUGACCGAGUCGAUUGUCGGCAACUGCACAGAAGGAAAUGCGUGGAUCAAUUUGGUAGUAGGACCGCGAGACGCUCGCAUGUUCUAUGGCCCAGAUGCACCAUACGUGAUGUACGGAUCUCAGUCUGCCCAUGCUUGUCUAGGAAUCUGGAUGCAUGACGGGAGAAUGUUGCUGCCACCUUUCCAGGCAGCAGGCCAACAAGCAGAUAUCGCAUACUUCAAGGAAGCAACAGAACUGCAGAGACCUGAGCCCUGGCACGUGUUCGAGAAGAACUUCUUCGUCUUCUGGGACGACAAAGGAGGCGUCUACGUUCACAACGACCUCUGGCCCAGACGAUCCUACGCAGCUCUUGGUCCUGUGGGAAACGUCGGCGAGGACCUCGCUCCCCAAACCGUAGAAGCCGAUGCGCGCUGCAUGAAUGCUUUCAUGCCCCCGGUCGAACACUACGAAUACGCCUCAGAAGGGAUCCAUCAAGCGACCAACUCCCUCUCCAUCACCAUGUGCGCCCGCGCAGAUCCCACGUGCACUCCGACCGACAGCAACACCUUCAUCAUGACGAUCUUCCAUUGGAAAGCCUGGCGCGAAUUCCACGGAAUCUACGAACCUUACAUCAUGCUCUUUAAACGCACCUCCCCCUUCCCCAUCCACGCCAUCGGCCAAAGACCUUACUGGGUCUACGGUCGCGGUCCUUUCACCGCAGAUUCCGGCAGUCCGAAAUAUCGUGGCCACGAAGACCAGAUUCCAAAGGGGCACACGGAGCAAAUAUUCUUCACGAGUAUGAGCUGGAAGAACAAGGGACAGACGUAUCAUGGAUAUGUUGAUGAUCCGCUGUUUUUGUCGUUUGGUAUUGAGGAUGGGAAGGCCGGCGUGAUUGAUGUACAUGCUGGGGAUCUAUUACAGGAUUUGGCGGAGUGUAGUAAGGCGCCAGCAGACGGGAAGCGACCGCAAGAGCAAGCACCGCAAGCACAGCAGGGACAACAGGCACCUGCUGCUCCUCCGCCUGCGCAAGCACAAGCACCGCCAGCAGCUCCGCCAGCACAAGGACUGCCCGCACAAGCACCACCUGCUGCUGCUCCUGUACCUCCGGCGGCGGCAGUACCAGCUCCUGCGCCGGUGCGAUGAGGAGUGGAAGGCGGACUGCUUGCGCGCCAUGUUGAUAAUAUACCCAUUUUGUUAUUUGACUGCUACUUGCUCAGUCACACCAGUUUCAAAGCUUGCACCAGACGAGCCUCAUGAGAAG